Molecule: messenger RNA, 7734 nt
Organism: Plasmodium coatneyi
Lineage: Eukaryota; Apicomplexa; Aconoidasida; Haemosporida; Plasmodiidae
Product: Pfg377-like protein
Exons: 1
Coding region: 1-7734 (2577 amino acids)
Source: RefSeq, a predicted model, not a curated record
AUGAGGUUGUCCCUGUGCGCAACGCUCCUGUGCCUGCUAUGCGGGCUAGCGAAAUGCCGGAAAGGCCUAAACUUCGAUCAGAUAAUCAAGUACCUAAAGGAAACAAAAAUUAUCCCAGAAAACAUUCCAGACACCUUGGAAGAUGCCAUCCAAAUUGUGCCCCCCUAUAUUAUAUAUAAGUACAAAGGAAAGAUCUACUACCUGCACAAUAAUGUAGAUAUUACGCCCGUAGACGAGAGAAAAGCUGAUCCUGUUUUCCCCGUGCAAGAGAGUGAAGUAGAAGCCGUAAACCCUCUGGAGUGUCACCCGAUAGUACCAGGAAGCGAUGGCGCAGUAACUCCUCUACCAACACAAAGCGCCCCCGCAGAAGAGGCAGCCGACACGAUAAAAAUGGUUUUAGACGAAGACACAGGAAUUAUGGUAGCAACAAACACUAACGUGAUCAUCGAAAAGGAGAAGCACACCACAGAAACAUUCACCAUCCCGAAAGACGCACAGUGGAGCAGCGAAGAAAAGGAAAAAAACACAAAUGUGUACUUAUUUGGAGGGGAAAACAGCACAGUGUAUAAAAUCACAGAAAUUGUCCAAUAUAAAGAAAAUAAGGAUAUAUGUAAAAACAUCCAGCUCGGUUACGAACGAUUCUACAAUAAUCCUUCAUCAUAUGGUGACGAAUUAGGACUAACAACUGAUGAGAAAACUCCCAAAGUUGUUCACAACGUAGACACGAAAGAUUACUCCUCCUUCUUGACGGCCUUACAUAUACUUUUUAGGAAGGAUGAAGAAAUAGGGGUGCAAAAAAUUUACAAAAUAAAUAACGUCCCCAAGACAGAUCUACUUCUAUUCAUUAAGCAAGCUUACAAGAAUAUUCAUGACACGUUGAAGAAUUAUAUUCUUGUGUCUGGGUUCAGCUUCUACGAUUAUACUUACGACGUGGGUUCUUUCUCCUUAGAUGUGUUCAUGAACGACUUUUUUUUCCUCUCCAAUAGUGAUAGCAAAGAAAGGGGUACCUUUAAAAAUGUCACCUCCAGUAUUAAGUACGCAUCUACUGCCAAGGACAAAUUAAGUGUCUACAAAAUAGAGAAAGCGAUUAAGGAUUUCCUGGCGGAAUCGAAUCUACGGGUUCUAGAUCUUAAAUUAAUUCAUCAUCUUUUUUCCAGAAAUUUCAUCCUCAACUGCACUGAAAAUGAUCUAAUAGAUUUCGUCACCAACCUUGUAAACAUCACAGGGGUGGACAUCUCCCCGCGGAUCGGAGCUACAAUCUUUGCCUACCUUCUGCAAAAGGUUAAUAUAUACCUAAUGCCGAGUUAUCCCACCAAAACUAGAAAUAGUUACCUUCUCUUUAUGGAGAACAACGAUCUGCUAUUCAACGUGGAGUCUAUCUACCGAGAUAUCUUUAAAAACUUCUACCGCAUUAGCAGCUCAAACGGGGAUCUCCCGAACGCUCAGAAUCUAGACAAUGUGUUAGCUCUUACCCCAUGGGUUCAGAAAAUCUACCCCAAUUUCGGAAGCACCUACGAUUUCUUAACCAUGAAAUAUGGACUUGCCCUCUUUUACAACACUUACCACAUGGUGAUUAACUUUUUCCAAGGAGACCCCAAGAUGAAGCAGAUUCUACUCGAUCAUAAGGACUCCAACAAGGUGGACACGCUAGACAAAUUUCUAAACGAAGUGGUGGCACUCUUCCCCCAAGGUUCGGGCAGCUCUGCGUGGCCCUCGUCUCUCUUAUCCAUGGCCCAAGUGGAAGAGAAGCCCCGUGGGCGUGUCCUCAGUGAAGAUAAAAUAAGCACCAGCGGAGAAGAUAGCGUAGGUUCUGACGAUGAUGAUGACGAUAGUGACGACGUACCAGACGACGAGGACGACGAAGAGUCCAAAGAAGUAAAGGAAGCGCAGGAGGAAGCCACGGCCGAUGAAAACCACGCAGAUGUAUACGCACGGGAAAAAAACAAAUACAAUGAACUGAGACAGGUAGUCGAAACGGAACUCAUACAAGAAAGAAAGGAAUACGCACAAAAGAAGCACGAAGAAGAGGAAAGGAUAAAAAAAGAGGAACAAGACAAAAUCGCAGAAACGGAUAGGAAACACGAAUUGGAGACCCAGCAAUUGGAAGCAGAAGAAGAUAAAGUGGAACCAAUAGAAGAUGCUCAAAAUGAAAAGGAAUAUCAAAAAACCCGUACACAAGAGAGGGAAAGAGCAAGACUCACUAAAGAAAGGAUGAUAAAAGACGGCACUUAUAGAGAUUACACCCAACACGAAAAAACCCCAGAAUCAUUUUACUACAGCACCGCAUUGAAUUCCUUAUAUAGCCAAUUGAAAAAAGAGUAUGAAGCAGGAGUGGAUGCUGGGUUCAAAGUAGUGGCAGAUAUUACACUAAAACUGAAGCAAGAGUGCAAAGCGUUGGCGAGAAAAGGCGUCCCUGAUUAUGUUAAGCUGAAGCAGCAAGCAAUACGAGAGAACGAGAAGCUGUUCGAAGACUUAAGCGCCAAAGUGAAGAACGAAGAAAGUAGAAAAGAAAACAUCCUUGAGUAUAAGUCAGACUUAGAUGCACAUCUAGACAAAAUGAUGGCCAAAACUGAAGACGGGCAAUAUAACAUAACCACAGGACUUCUUAUGAAAAAUUUUAAAAAGUACCAAAACGAUCUCACAAAACAAUGUGAAGGUGAAAAAGGAUUCUAUGGAAAAUUUAGAAAAUUUCUUGGGAAGAGAAAAAAAACCAUAAUGAAACAAUUAAGAGAAACCCUCAAUUACUCUAUCAGAAUCAUGCAGGAUCUAGCACCUAGUUACGAUGAGCCAACAUACACGAAGACCUUCACCGAUAUUUUUACGGCGAAAAAAGAGGCUUACAAAAAAGAAUUCAAGACGGCUAGGAGGGUAAUUUCUAGAAACAUGGAUGCAGCUUUUAGGAAACAUAUUAAACUACACUACGAGGAAAUAGACCUCAAAGUUAGGGAGCAGCUUCAGCCAAUUCGCCAACAGGCCCUCAACAAAAUUGACGAAAUUUACGCAGACCUCUUUAACACAAUGCACGUGGAAGUACAAAUCGACUUGGAGUCCAUAAAAAAUGAAAAACUGAAAAUGAAGAAAAGGGUUUUCCAAAUUGUGAGACAAAAUACCAACUACCCAAAUGAUUUGAAACUUCUCGAGGACAACUUGGCACAAUACAAUGCGGACCAAACCCCAGAGGGGAUAACGAAAAAAGACCAACUUAACGCAGAGAUUACCAAGCUAAAACAGACAAUCGAAAAAAAUAAAAGUGAUGCAUCUGGUCUUAUAACCCAUUUUCAAUCUAUUUCAGAGAGAUACGAACAGGCCCUAAUAAAAAUGGACGCUAUAGACCAUCUAGAAAAACGAUUUAGACUCUUCCGUUUCGAAGUAGCCAAAGAAUACAAAGAUUGCAAUCACUACACAGAUGCACUGGUGCCCCAUUCGAACAAAAACGGAGGGGAGUACAUACGAAUUGAAAAUAUCACCAAAGAUCUACUUAACGAUAUAGACCAAAUAAAUUACGACAUCAACGAAACGAGGUUUCUCCUACAUGCACUGAAAACAAAAAAGAAGCACAUCGAAUUGGACAUACAAAUAGGGGAGAAGCUUUACCAUAUGGAGGAAAACUCAGAUAUCAACUCGAAAAAUGACGCAAAUAAAGAAAAACUAAAGGAGAUAGUUACCAACAUAGAGAAUGAACAACACAAAUUGGAAAAACUCUACAUCAGGAGGGACGUCUUCAUGAAGGAUCUAAACUUCGUCGUCAGUGAUACUGAGAAGGAUCCCCCAGAAACGCUAAAACUGCUCCUCCCAGAUCUUAUAAAAAAAACAGAAAAAAAAAAUUUAGAAAGUUUUAUAAUAGAAAUUAUGAUCGAAACGGAAAUCGAAAAUAAUGCACUCUCCAAACUUAUUAAGACUUUUAAUAAAGACGUCCUCUUCUACAAAUACCACACCAUCAACCCAUAUGAUUAUUUGAGGUUACCCACUGAUGAGAAAAACAUCGAUGAGCAAUUUUCAGCGCAGUUGCACAGAAACGCUGAAAUGUUUGCAGACAAAUUGGAAAGCUUCCGUGGGGAGUUACAAACGUACAAACAGUUGGUGAAAAAGCAAGGGGGAGUUAAACAGCCAGAAGCUCUAACCUACCUUAAGAGGAACAUUGCCCAUUUGAAAAAUAUAAUUCAUUCUCUACGUAAUGGAACACAUAUAGAAGACUUCAGUUACAUUUUGACGAAUCCAGAUUUUUUCCAAAGUGGGGGAAUUAAAAAUGAAGACAGAGAAAGCGAACUAGCACACACAGCGCUGCUGAAAAGGUAUGUCGCCUUGAACUCCCUAGGAAAGGUACUCACCGACACACAAAAUAAAGCAUUCCACUUUGGUAUACAUUACAAGUAUACCUCAGAUAAAGUCCUAUGGUAUCUAGCCAUUCUGAAAAAGUACAUUGAAAGAACCGAAAUGGUAUAUAAUAACUCCUACGAUUGGGGAAAGAAGUCCAGACUGAAUCAAGGAGAAUACCUAAAAAAUAGGGCCGAUGCUGUUUUGGAACAACCGGUGCUUCUCCAGUACGGAGGAGACAUUUGGGAUGGUUCGUGGGGAUUCUCAUGGGGGGAAGCAGCGGACAAGCAAAAGUACCUACGUGUGGUGAAGAAAGAGCAGACCUAUCCCUACAAAUUGAAAGAAAUCAAAGAUGUAUACGUUGUGGAUAAAAUUGUAAAAGACAAAUUGGUACGAACAGGAAAGCUAGACUCACUCAAGGAUUACAUGCACGUGAAGGUUUACAACAUCGUGGAGGUAAAGGGCCCACCUAUGACCCUCUUCGAUAAGGAGGAGCUAAAUCAACUAAAACUGCUAACUCCAGAUGGACACAUCACUCAGGGUAGUGUGAAAAAUUACAUGACCCACUUGGGGUUCAUGUCAAAAGGGGGAGCAACCAGUGGGGAAAAUGCAUCUAACACAGAGGAGCAUCUACCCGCCAUCCUCCAAACAGCGGCAGAAUACCUAAAACAAAGUAGUAUCAGUUACGAUGCCAUUUUGGAAGUACUAAAAUAUUUGAAGGCUAAUCCCCAUGCGAUCAACGUGCGGGAUAUCAUAACCGUGAGUGAAAUAAUUCUGGACAAUUCGAACGUCUUCUUCGUGAAGCCUGACACGCUGAGCAUCUACAUUAUAACCUUUUUGGAUCUCCUGGGGGUGCAGGUCAAAAUGGACGACAUACAGAGAAGGGACAGAAAGUCCAGGGUGAUGACUUACCUGAACAUUUUAAAAAGUUACUACAAGAAAGUAGAAAUUAAGGACGAAAUGAAGAAACACGUGUUGCGCUUUCUCAGGCCCACUGAUGUAUCCCCAACUUUGUCCUACAACCCAAAGCUGCAUGAGUUCCUCCUAGGGGUUCACCAAAGCUUGGAUGGAAACCAGAUUUUGUAUGAAGCAUUUAAAAAGGAAAAUCCCCAAUUUGCAACAGAGCUUUUAAGCGGAAUAAAGAAAGGGCUGGACGAUUUCGUGGAUUAUAUCUUCGCCAAGGUAGCCACACAUAGUUCGGCUCAUUUCAAGUCCAAAUAUUAUCACGAUCAUAAAUACAAAACACAGGAAAUGGAAAAGUUAGGAAUCGACUCAUAUAGUUACAGCAAUAUUCAUUUGGACAAAUUAAUGACAUUAUUUUUUUAUUUUGUAAAUCCGGACCUUCGAAACAUGCUAAAUGAGCAUGUCAUAGAUGCAAGGUUGUCUUGUCUGGACAAAUUUUCCACCUUCGAUUUUAAGGAGAUCUUUUCCGUCACAAAUGACACCGAGUUGAAUAAACUGUUCGAGAAAAAAUUUACAUCUUUUGCAUACGGACGUGUCCAUCCGAUAGCAUACUUGUGGAGGUACUUAUUACAUCCCGAUAAUAAGGAGUUAUUUACCUUUGAGAAGGUCAGUUCUGUCGUCGAAAAGUAUUUUUCGGACAGUGUAUUUGAUGAUAACACUAGGGUGAUGCUCUCCAAAUUGGCCUAUUCCUUCCUUGCCAGAAUGUCCUACCACACGGUGUCCUACUUUGAUAUCCAGAUGGAGCACCUAAUCGAGAAGAGCGAUAUAGAGUUGAUUUCCCUCUUCCAUAACAUUUUAAAUAAAUUAAAUUUCCUUUUAUAUUGUACGAAUAAGAAACCAUACCUAGAACGAUAUGCCCCAGCGAACCUACUCCCCUAUAGCAGACCUUUCAAGUUAGAUGCACUGAAGAUCUUUCACCAGUUUGUGAAUUCCCUGCCAAAUUAUUUACGUUCUUACAUUGUUAACUUCUUCGAGACGGACUUCUCCGAAGUAACGCAAAAUUUGAUUGUAGAUUUGUUCCACCACAUUCAGUCCUUCCUGGAAAACGAUAGCAACUCCUUCGAAUCGGAAGACGAAAAUAAAAUUGAGUCAUUUUUCAAAUUGAAUUAUUUCUUCACAAAAAAUAAAAACGUUACGGAUGGAGACUACCAGUCCAUGCUUCAAGAGGAACCGCAUUUUAAGGAGGCAAAAAUUAUCUUCAGCAGGAGGGUCACAUAUGAUCAUGUUAAUAAGAAAAGCAACUACCAGGAGAACCUUCAUUUGAAAGACCUCAUAGACGAGCAGUCAUUUAAAAUGCUACUACAGACCCUAAUAAAAGAACAAAUAACUUUUGAUGAACUGAAUGAAAAAUUUAAAAACUUCAUGAAGGAAAAAAAACUUGUCUUCCCAAAAUUUGAUAUCCUAAAAACUAAAAUUACCCAAACGGCAGAUGAUCUCUAUUUUCUGAAUAUUUACAAACAUCUUUAUGACACAUUUCAGAAAAUCCAUGUGACGCAGCCCAUCCAUGAUUUGUACUUCCUCUUUUUUAAGGUCCUUCUCGAAUAUUCAGUUGCUCCGUUUAAAUUUGAGAACGAACGUGUGCAGAAGAACCUGGAAAAACAGCUUGCACUCAAGUACCAAAAGUAUAUAGAAUUCCUAUCGCAACUCUUCCCUUGCCUUUUCAACUUUUACUACUACGAUGACACGGUUCAUUGUCAAAAUUUUGGAAACUACAGUGAGGAGGAAUUUUCCCCUGAGCAAAAAAUGCUGAACAUUUUGCAGACCCCUUUUGUGCAACUCCCGCAGACGGUACAGAACAACCAAAUAAACCUCGACUACCAUAUAAAUGAGGAAGAUCUCUUCUUUGACUUUAUUAAGGAAUUCAUACCAGACAGUCAAAAAAUGGAUGAGAAUCAACUCAAAGUGGAAUCCUUCAAAAUCAGAUACUUCAUCACGGAAAUAUCCAAAUUUGUCAUGCGCAAAGUUAUGUCCAAAAUGCCAUCCUCCUAUAUUUUCAACAUGGGUUCCAAGGACUUUUACAUAAACGUAGAUGAUAUAAUCAACAAUUUACAGCCAUUCUUCGAACAGGUUCGAAAAGUGAAAGCACCAUCGGAUCCAGUUAACUCCUCCUAUGGUGUCAUCAGUGGAACUAUAGCAAAUUUCAUGGACACAAACAAAGCAGACGCCGAUUCUAUUAGAUUCCAAAAUAUCAAGUUUUAUCUGAACAGCCACGUCACGCAAUUGUUCCUCCAGAAUAAUAUGUCCUUUAAGUACUUCAUAGACUUCAUCAAAAAUAUUGACAAAUUCAAGACCUACUUCCCAACCCUCUCUGAGAUGUACAUGUUUGUGGACAAGCACGUCAACAUAAUCAACGCGAUUACACAUCCUAACUUCACCGAGCGGGUUACCACACAGAGGGUUAUCCAAAUUUUCGUGGACACGCUGAAGAACUUCGGUGUCGACCUCUACGAGAUUUAA